CUAAGUCGCCCAAAGUAAUUCGUAUUUUUUUACAAAACAAACCCAGCAGUGAUUGGCAACAUUUUGCGACCCAUCUUUGUGUCGAAUCAGCGGCCGGUGUAACAAAAGUCAGACGUUUUGCAACUCACCGGCAUUUGGUAACCAUCGAGGACGAGGAGCACAGCUAGCUUACGCUAGCCUGACCGUUUCAUUGAAUCGAAUCCAAGAUCUGUGCCUUACAUUUUGGAGUUGUACAUCUUAAAAGUGUCUAUUCAUCGACAGGAGGCGUGUCGGUGAGCGCUUACGAACAGAAGCUACUGGGAACAGCUACUUUCAUUAUCAGAGAAGCCAUGCUCAGCCUCCGAUGCAUUGUGAGAAAUCUCAGACUGCAGAGUUGUCUUCCCUUCCGGAAAUCAUGGGUGUCCACCUCUCAGCAACCAUCAGGGAGUGGGUAUGCUUUAGUUCAGCAUAGUCAUCCCUUGUUGUUUCACGGGCGCUGCCUGUCUCAGGGCCCUAAAUCUUCAUCUAAAAUCAGUCUGUUGACUCGGGUAGGGGUGACUUUGUUGUUAGGCGGGGGUCUGCUUGGAUCAUGGGUGUAUGUUUAUAACGAAAAGCAGCAGAAACUAAGGCAGCAGCGUGUAGAGCAGCUGAAGAAGGUAGCUCUUGGUCAUGGUAACUUCAGCCUCCUGGACCAUAGGGGGCAGCGCAAAACCAAGAAAGACUUCCUGGGUAACUGGGUGCUGCUGUACUUUGGGUUCACCCACUGUCCCGACAUCUGCCCUGAUGAGCUGGAUAAACUGAGUGCGGUUGUGAAGGAACUGGACAAGGACACCUCCCUUCCGUCUGUUCUGCCCAUCUUCAUCACAGUGGAUCCGGAGAGAGACAACGUUGAAGCUCUGGCCCGCUACGUUAAAGACUUUCAUCCGCGUUUGCUGGGUUUGACAGGAACACCAGAGGAGGUCAAAGAGGCGGGCCGGGACUACAGAGUGUACGCCAACGCUGGGCCCAAAGAUGAGGAUGGAGAUUACAUAGUGGACCACACCAUUCUCAUCUACCUGGUCACUCCUGACGGGCUGUUUCUGGACUAUUACAACCGUAUGAAGAGUCAAGAGCAGAUAACAGAGAGUGUCCGGAACCACAUCAAGAACCAUGUCCUGCUUCCUCAGCAAUAAGCACAGAGUCUUUAAUAAAGUAUUGUUUAUUUUUAAAAAUCUUUCUGGCGUGCGUGACAAGCCAUGUCUAACAUACUUGAAUACAAUGCAACCUGAUCAUGAGUGAAGAUGAGUAAAUGUAUGCUUUAAAAGGAACACAAAACAUGACGAAACCACUGUCAGACAAGAGAACGCUGAUCCGUGUCAAUGUUCAAAUCCAUGGUUUUGAAUCUGUCAGUUGCUCUCUGAGAGCUGAGAAGUGUCAGACCCAUCAUGUCCAAGCUCUCCUCCAGGCUACCUGUACUGUCGAUCUCCACCGUGUAGUCAUUUGCCUGAAGAACACACAGUGUCUGUCAGUCGGUCAGCUCUUCAUUACUUAACUGAAUCAUGUUCUGCUUCAGAGACUGGUACUCAAUACACAUGUGCUGGAUUUUUUUAAAGGUAAAAAAAAACAAAAAAUGAAAAACAAAAAUUUGCCACAACCAAAUGAGCAGAUCUGUUUAAAGCAACGUUCUUUGUGACUUACCAGUUGUAGGGAUGCAAGCAGGAACUUGCAGGCUUCAAAGUUGUCCAGAUCAGACACCAAGGAGGAGAACAGCCGCCGCUGGCCGACUUCACUCAGCGAAGACACAAUUCUGUUGCCGUAUUCAUGGAUGUCAAACGCUGGACGCUUCUCCUGAGAAGCAGAAAGAGGAUGACACUUGGGGAUGAGCUCUCCAGCACAGUUUCCUCUCGAUCCACACUCACCUGCAGAUCCAGCACUGGCUUGAUGUUCUCCUCCCAUUCCUUGACUCGCCUAGACAGGGCCGUCUCUUGAACGUAGCCAUUAGAGGUCGCCACCAGCUGCUCCUAGUGUUGCAGAAACACGCCAGCAUGAGGCCUCACAUGAACGCAACGCUUCACUGAUGUUUGUGACCAGCGUUGAUGUUGACCUACCACACGCAGUCUCACUAGGUCUUCAUAACUGAGCCCAUCAUCUGAUCCGUUUAUAAGUACAGAGAAAGGUAGAGUUCAGAAUGAAGUCAAAUCAAAAUCAGGCCAUUCAGAACACUAUUGUUACCUGGAGAUUUCAAUUCUUCUCCCUCAUCAAAUUCAGCUGGCGCAUCUUCUG
Molecule: messenger RNA, 2241 nt
Organism: Synchiropus splendidus (mandarinfish)
Lineage: Eukaryota; Metazoa; Chordata; Actinopteri; Syngnathiformes; Callionymidae
Gene: sco2
Product: protein SCO2 homolog, mitochondrial
Exons: 2
Coding region: 330-1151 (273 amino acids)
Biological process (GO): mitochondrial respiratory chain complex IV assembly
Source: RefSeq, a predicted model, not a curated record